Hippocampus comes (tiger tail seahorse) is the source of this 4182-nucleotide messenger RNA. It is a transcript of the gene inka2, whose product is annotated as inka box actin regulator 2. Gene Ontology annotation, molecular function: protein kinase binding; protein serine/threonine kinase inhibitor activity. The transcript is spliced from 2 exons. Lineage: Eukaryota; Metazoa; Chordata; Actinopteri; Syngnathiformes; Syngnathidae. The coding region runs from base 461 to 1576 and encodes 371 amino acids. Gene Ontology annotation, cellular component: nucleus. The record is from RefSeq and is a predicted model, not a curated record.
GUGUUUCUUCCCACAUAACAAUCAUUACACAACAUGCCCUCCUCUCACGGGGCUUACAGGUUUUGAGGGGGUGUGAAAGGUAGGGUGUCUGUGUGUGUGGGGGGGUGGGGGGGCAUCACAGUCACAUAUCACAAUCUGCUGUUGUUACACAAGACCCUUCAAUCUUCCAUAUGUAAACAUUUAUAAUUGAAGCCAUAGACUCUCAUCAACUAAUAAACAUAUGGCCGAAGACCCCCGCAAUUCCACCCCACUCUUACUGCCAGACUCUCCUCUUAUUGUCACUCCGUUUCCGACUGAGUGAACCCCACCGCCCCCCUUUCACCCGUUUGGGGAUAAGUCUAGACAGCUCUGAUUGGUUGCCCCUUUGUGAGACUGCUACAUAUAUAUACAUGCAUCCUCAUGAGGGCCACUCAUGUUGGUGCAUGUGUGAGAUGACUGUGACAGGAUGACUUCAUAGACGAUGUCCAUGAAGGAAGCAGGAGAUGGCCUCCAUGCUCAGAUGAAUUCCAUGAUGGGUGCGCUCCAAGAACUCAAAUUACUUCAGGUCCAGACCGCUCUAGACAACCUCAACCUGUCAGCUCGAGGACGGAGACAUCUGCAGGAUAUGACAAUUUCCAACACAACAUUCAGGAGUGCUUCAGAAGCGGAUCCCAGGUUGCACUUGUCCAACGGCCCUAGCCCAAGUCCGGAGCUGUCUAUGGAGUUGUCACAAAGCAGAUACAGCGAAGGGACAAUGUCCAUGUCCAGUCUGGAAAUGGAGAGAAGCGAGGAAGGAGACCUCGAGGUUGUACCACGCAGGUGGUCGGGCUACGCAGCACCGCAGGUGGAUUUCUGUGGACCCACGGUGGGGAACCCUCCACCCGAGCCCUACAUGCAGCCUCCCAAAUGCAACCAGCCAGUGGAUCUGCCAGGCAUCCUUUACAGCCUGUCCAGAGAAGGUCCGUCCAUGGACAAUGACUACUCCCAGGACAGCACAGACGACGCCGACGACUGGACUUCGUCGCUCAUGAACCAAAGCCGCAAUCGACAACCCUUAGUGCUUGGUGACAAUGUCUUCGCCGACCUCGUUGGCAAUUGGCUGGACUUGCCAGAGAUAGAACCGGAAGGAGUAGGGGAGGAAGAAGAGAAGACCGAAACAACGGUGGCAGAAGGGGGUGGCGACAGACCGGACACCCCAGCUCACCCGCUGCGCCUGAGCCGAUCACAGGAGAUCUGCAGGAAGUUCUCACUCACGACAAACAUCUUCAAGAAGUUCCUCCGAGGCGUCCGUCCCGACCGGGACAAGCUGCUGAAGGAGAGGCCCGGCUGGAUGGCACCAGAGAUCUCAGAGGGCGACCUGGUCAAGAGGCCUAAAAAAUCGGUUCCAAAAAGUUCAAAAGGCAGCUUCUACCUGCCUUUCUGGGCCAGCGGACAGCAGAGUAAAGGGCAGUCGGAAACGCAUCCAAGUAGCCAAAACUACUUCCGACAGUUCCAUGAGAAGCCCUUUGCGGGAAUUUACUUAGACCGGAGACCACCAGAAGGUAGACUGCGGAAAAUGCAUCCCUUGUUUGACUACAACACAGCUGUGUGGGUCUGACGACUGGAGAAGAGAAGGGCUCCACAUUGGAUCGACAGCAGGUGCAGACUGAAUGAACGACUGUUAUCCAAAACAGGAACGUCACACCCACUAGUCUGGUGAACAGCUUUUGUCUGACAAUCUGAAAACACUUCAUGUCUUUUGUACAUUUUUCAUGUUUUCAUUUACUUCUGGAUGUCUGACUGGAUCCGACUAUCCCAGAAGAUGGUACUUUCAAGAGUUUUGCCAGACACUACACUCUUGGGUUGCAUGGGUUUGUGUUUGCAGUGACAUCUCUAUAUGCUCAUUCAAACAUUCUUUCUGUUUCCAAAAUAGUUGGGAAACUCAAGAUUUUUUUUUUUUUUACAAUUUAAAAUAGUUUCAAGGUGUUUUACGAACAUGUCAACCUGUUUUUUGUCUCAUGCAAGUCAGCCCCAGUAUAUCCCACCCCAUACACCACUGGGUCAAUGGCAUAUCUUGUUUAAUUAUGUUACUAGAGUAUUAGCGGGGGAAAAAAAGCAAGUAAGCUGCUAUAAUGAGAACAAAAGCUUUUUCACCUUUGGAAGCAGCACUUCAUACACUACACUGUGUCCAUGUCACUUUUGGACAUGCCACCAAACACUAAAACCGCUCCAUCAACACUGCGAGCGCAAAACCCCAGCGAGCAAUCAAGGACCUUGUGGCACCUAUCAGAAGUUAACCUUAUUCUUUGCAUCCAACAUGACCCCAUGCUGCCUACCAUUUGUCUUCGAUGUGAUAGAUAACACACCGGUUGAGGAUGUGGGUAUUCCUACAUGAUAGUGCCACUGCAUGAUCGUGUUUCAGACGACCUUCGUUUGAAAGUGACUGCGGACCUUUGCGCAUGUCAUGGGCGGAGAAAAUCUCACACAUAUUUUCACAAAAGUGAUGAUAACCAAAUAGUUACUUGGUUCAAUGUCAUCAGUGAUUGGUGGACAGGCUCUUAAGAGCCCAAAUAUAUAUCAUCAAGCUAUUAAAAAGUCCAAGUUAACCAACAUGUCCGUCCCCCGUAAAGCAACCGUCUUUCAUUCAAAGGAUGAAAACUACAGACUACCGUCUUUGAAACCAACAACCAACGGUGAUUGGUUCACCAUGCAAAUCAGAAAGAGCCGAAACUGUUCAGAAAUAGACACUGCUGAAGUGAUGAAGGCCAGAUGUGUCACGACCACGAAAAGUUAAAAGAACAAAGUACAUUUUCUGUGGCGCUAAUUAGGGUCGCAGGUAUAUGGAACCGAUCCCAACUGACUUUGGGCUAAGAGCUAAUUAUGGGUUACCCACCAAUCGCAGGGCACAUCGAGUAUAGACAAACAACAAUUCACACGCAUGUUCGCAUUUUUGGAUUUUUUUUUGUUUUUUUGUUUUUUAUGGAGUCGCCUUGGUGGACUUGUCAUCCAUGUCUGAUAAAACUGCCGCAAUAGCUUAAAUAAAUAGUUCACGUGUGCCCCAACGUACCAACUUUUGAGUUGCAAUCUGUUGCAUCGUUGAUUUUUGUUUUUGUGUUGGUACGGGGAAAUAAUCGAAAACAAAUCAGAAAUGUGAACUCGAGAGUAGCUCAUGAAAGAAACACAACCCACAGCCAGACGUUUCUCGUUGAACUAACCUGCUUUAACUCCUGACAUUACGCACUAGGUCACUCACUGCCUGUAAAGCCAACUCACAAAUACUACAGUAUGUGCAGUAAUUACAUUUGAUGUAACCACUUCUGUAAAUUCUGUUUCACUAUGCUUUGUUAAAAAAAAAAUAUUCAUGUCAUUCCAUUUGAUUAAAAUGGGGAAAAUCGAUCUGUCACAUGGAACAUGUCAACCUAAAAACGGUUCAGAAUGCUGGCUUUUUGACAUUAGGCUGGGAACACAACCUGGAUGGCGAGUGGUUCCUCCAUUUUUGGACCGUCCCAUCCUUGCAUCAUCUCGGCCCCAGCAGGACAUGAAGGCAAUCGAGUGCAUGACUAGUUCACUUCAGUUACAGUUCUAGCGCUGUUUUCUUUUUGCCAGCUGUCAUGUCACAUAUUCUUAAUGACUCUGCUGUGUGCGCACACUGAGUCAACUGUCAGCCCACAUGGGCUGCUGGCAGAAAAGUGGGCGUGAGCAUGGCAUAACAUAUCGCUGACUGCCAUCUGCUCUUAGAAAAUUAGAUAAAGAAUAAGACUGGGCCUAUACUGUACUGCUCUUCUACAUAUUACACUUGGACCACUGACAAUCUUAUAAAUGUAAUUUACUACUGAGUAGUUUUGUCAAAUUGACAGAUCAAGAGGAACCAUCAGGGAUUAAGCCUCAUUCUCUUGGCCAGUUGAUCCAUAUGGUGCAGUCUCAGGAUCCAGGUCACACACACACACACACACACACACACACACACACACACACACACACACACACACACACACACACACACACACAAACACACACACACACACACACACACACACGUUACAAAAUGGCCUCACUCACUCUAAGUGGAUGUCACGUAAUUGAUUUGUUUGCUCACAAGUGGGGAACUCUCACCAUCAGUUUUGAUGUUUUGUCUUUUUUAUUAAGUGAUAAAUGUAUGUCAUUGUGUUUUGUAGACUUGUCACUGACUCUUUGUAUACAAUAAAUUCAGUUUAAGAAACAGCA